GGAAGGAGUUGGUGUUUUGGCGGCUGUUGUGCUGUCUUGCACGCAGUUGCACGGUUUACAGAAAUUCGGUCCCUGGGUCGUGUCAGGAAACUGGAAGAAAGAUCAUAAGCAUGAAGCGCAGUUCAGUUUCCACCGGUGGUGCUGGCCGCCUCUCUAUGCAGGAUUUAAGAUCCCAGGACUUCAGUAAACAAGGCCUAGGCCUCCAUACCCCUCAAACCAAAGAGAAACCAGCCUUUGGAAAGUUGAAUAUAAGCAGACCCACAUCUGAAAGAAAAGUCUCUGUAUUUGGUAAAAGAACUAGUGGACAUGGAUCCCGGAAUAGUCAACUUGGUAUAUUUUCCAAUUCUGAAAAAAUCAAGGACCCAAGACCACUUAAUGACAAAGCAUUCAUUCAGCAGUGUAUUCGACAACUCUGUGAGUUUCUUACAGAAAAUGGUUAUGCGUAUAGUGUGUCCAUGAAGUCCCUACAAGCUCCUUCUGUUAAAGACUUCCUAAAGAUCUUCACUUUUCUUUAUGGCUUCCUCUGCCCUUCGUAUGAACUUCCUGACACCAAGUUUGAAGAAGAGGUUCCAAGAAUCUUUAAAGAUCUUGGGUAUCCUUUUGCAUUAUCCAAAAGCUCCAUGUAUACAGUAGGGGCCCCUCAUACAUGGCCUCACAUUGUGGCAGCAUUGGUUUGGCUGAUAGACUGCAUCAAGUUACACACUGCCAUGAAAGAAAGCUCCCCUAUAUUUGAUGAUGGACAGCCUUGGGGAGAAGAAACUGAAGAUGGAAUUAUGCAUAAUAAGUUGUUUUUGGACUACACCAUAAAAUGCUACGAGAGUUUCAUGACUGGUGCCGACAGCUUUGAAGAGAUGAAUGCAGAGUUGCAGUCGAAGCUGAAGGAUUUAUUUAAUGUAGACGCUUCCAAGCUGGAAUCAUUAGCAGCAAAAAACAAAGCAUUGAAUGAACAGAUUGCAAAACUGGAACAAGAAAGAGAGAAAGAACCGAAUCGUCUAGAGUCAUUGAGAAAACUGAAAGCUUCCUUACAAGCAGAUGUUCAAAAAUAUCAGGCAUACAUGAGCAAUUUGGAGUCUCAUUCAGCCAUUCUUGACCAGAAAUUGAGUGGUCUUGAUGAAGAAAUUUCUAGAGUAGAAAUAGAGUGUGAAACAAUGAAACAGGAGAAUACUCGACUACAAAAUAUUGUUGAUAAUCAGAAGUACUCAGUUGCAGACAUUGAGAGAAUAAAUCAUGAAAGAAAUGAAUUGCAGCAGACCAUUAAUAAAUUAACCAAGGACCUGGAGGCUGAACAACAACAGUUGUGGAAUGAGGAGCUAAAAUAUGCCAGAGGCAAAGAGGCGAUUGAAACACAAUUAGCAGAGUAUCACAAAUUGGCUAGAAAAUUAAAACUUAUUCCUAAGGGUGCUGAGAAUUCCAAAGGUUAUGACUUUGAAAUUAAGUUUAAUCCUGAAGCUGGAGCCAACUGCCUUGUCAAAUACCGAGCUCAAGUUUAUGUACCACUCAAGGAACUCCUGAAUGAAACUGAAGAAGAAAUUAAUAAAGCUUUAAAUAAAAAAAUGGGGCUAGAGGAUACCCUAGAACAAUUAAAUACAAUGAUAACUGAAAGCAGGAGAAGUGUAAGAUCUCUGAAAGAAGAAGUUCAAAAGCUGGAUGAUCUUUACCAACAAAAAGUUAAGGAAGCUGAGGAAGAGGACAAAAAAUGUGCCAAUGAGCUGGAAUCCUUGGAGAAACACAAGCACCUGCUGGAAAGUGCUGUUAACGAGGGCCUCAGUGAAGCUAUGAAUGAAUUAGAUGCUAUUCAGCGGGAAUACCAACUUGUUGUACAGACCACAACUGAAGAAAGACGAAAAGUGGGAAAUAACUUGCAGCGUCUUUUAGAGAUGGUUGCUACACAUGUAGGGUCUGUGGAGAAACAUCUGGAGGAGCAACUUGCUAAAGUUGAUAGAGAGUUUGAAGAAUACAUGUCUGAAGAUCUCUUGGAAAAUAUUAGAGAGAUUGGAGACAAGUAUAAGAAGAAAGCUGCUCUACUUAAGGCUUCUGAUGAAUAAAGAUAAAAUGUGGAUUAUGUAAGCAAGAACUUUAUUAACAGUGUAAAUUUUGAAAAAUCCUUUGUAGAUUUGAAAAAUCUCUAACAUCCUGUUCCCCUCUUUACAAUGAAGUCUCAUGACCACGUCUUCCCAAGUUUGUGAAAUAUUUUUAUAUCUUUUAUAAAUAUAGUUAAUUAAAGUAUGUAUAUCCUGAAAUUAUGAUAACUUGUUCGAUUGUUGUCUUUAAAUGUGAAAGACCAUUUAUAUUGUGUUCCCAGAGUUAAUAAAAUUGUGUCAGUAAAGUGUGUUUCUCCCCUGAUUUCUCUGCCUAACUUCAGAUGGUUAGAAGAUUGGUAUUUCGGUCUAAAGCAGGAGUCAGCAAACCAACUGUGGGCCAAAACCAAUCACACGCAUUCAUCGACAUACCAUCUAUGACUAUUUUCACACCACAAUAGAGAGUUUAAUAUAUGCGACAGAGACCAGAUGGCCCCAAAGCCAAAAAUGUGUACUGUCUGGCCCUUUACAGAAAAAGUUUGCCAAUCCCAGGUAUAAACUAUACAAAGGUUGGUACUGUCCAACUGAAAAACUUUGACUCUGAACAUGUAGUCUAACCCACUCUUUACCCAGAGCCAAAAAGCUAAAGUUAUUUCUGGCUUCGUGCCAUCUUCAUUUUGAAAUAAGAAUCAGGAGAAAUAGUAAAAUAAUCUAGUUCAACCCCCUCAUUUUAGGGAUAAGAAUUCAAUCCUAGAGAUGUUCUGAUUUACCUCAGGUCACACCUCUCAGUAGUGAUAGAAGCCACACUGGAACUAACUUGAACCAGUGCACAAUCCUGAAUAAAGCCACAGGAGCCAUGAAAUAUCAAUGUUGUGGAUAGGGAGGAAGGGGUGUUAGAAUGUGAGAUUUUUUAGGCAAAUCUAAAUUGUUAGGAAGCUCCUCAAGUUGAACUAACAUCUGCCUCCAGGUUAACUUUCUGUUCUUUAAACUUUAUUCCAACUGUAAUGCAAGUCAAAAUGAAGAACAUGAUAAAAUGAAAUGUAAGCAACAUACUAUAAGAACCCAGAAUAGAAUUCCAGCAAAGCUUUAUGAAGGGAGAGCAGUCAGCCUGAGAGUCGAAUGAACAAAGACAGGUCAUAGUUGGGAGAAAAUUGGUAUGACAAGAUUAAUAGUCACCAGUGUAUUCAAGAAUUUUGACUCCUGACAUCCAAUAGAACUUUCUUCAGUGAUGGAAAUAUUCUGUCUGCACUAUCCAAUAUGGUACAGCCACAUCUGCACUCAAAUGGUACAUAUAUAUGAGACAAAGACUACUCAGAGCUUUGUCACUCAAAAUGUGGCAUGAAAAAUGUCAUCAGCAUCACUGGGAGUUAAAAAUGCAGACUCCUGGCCCCACCCCAAACCUACUGAAUCAGAAUCUGCGCUUUUUAUAGUUUCUUGAGAUAAACUGUAUGUAUUUAACCUUUUGUAACUUUUGACAUACCACAAUCAAGCUAGUGAAUAUAUCCAUCACCUAUAAAAGCUUCCUCAUGGCCUUUUGUAAUCCUUUCUCUUGUCCUUACCUGGCACUUGCCCCACACCCAUCCCCAGGCAAGCACUGAUCUCCUUUUUGUUACUAGAGGAUGGUUUGCAUUUUC
This is a messenger RNA of Equus quagga, 3652 nucleotides long. RefSeq names its product NDC80 kinetochore complex component (gene NDC80). NCBI's taxonomy places the organism in Eukaryota, Metazoa, Chordata, Mammalia, Perissodactyla, Equidae. Bases 111 to 2045 code for a protein of 644 amino acids. The transcript has 17 exons. The record is from RefSeq and is a predicted model, not a curated record. Gene Ontology annotation, cellular component: Ndc80 complex. Gene Ontology annotation, biological process: attachment of mitotic spindle microtubules to kinetochore.